UGACGUCAUCGCGUAAACAAACCUGUAGCGGAAGUCCUGGUCAAAACAAAAACACCUGGAACAUGUCAGCGACUCCUCCGGGAUCAUAACCCCCAGACGACCCGCAUGGGGUCGUAGCAAGAUCCACGGUGAGGUCUGGAUCCUCCCCUUUAAAUAUCAGCCUUAGCUUAGGUUAGCUUAGCUGGAUCCCUAGCCUAGCCUAGCCUAGCCUAGCCUAGCUCCAUGGCGUCCUCGGCGGGGCUACGGCCGCUCGGCCCGGGCCGUGCUGCUUCGUCCCCCGGUCCUCAACCCGUUGCCAGGCCGCCUCUCCGUGCUCACCCCCCGGGCUGUGUGAUGGUGGAGUCGGUGGAUGACGCGGAGGGGCUGUCGGUGGCGGUGGAGCGGUGUCCGCUGUGCAGCUCCUCCCGCCGCAGACUCACCUGCGCCCGGUGCGUCCAGGCCGGAGACUUCGCGUCGAUGGACGGCAGGAACCCGGAAAGAUAUUGUGAGAAGAUGGAGCGGCUGAAGAAGCUCCAGGAUCAGAAGCAGCAGCUGCAGCAGAGCGUCCUCCGGGCCAUGGACGGGAAGCUGCAAGCUGACCAGAUGAAAUGGAAGAUCAUGUCGUGUCGGAUGAAGAUCGAGCAGCUGAAGGAGGCGGUGGCUGCGGCCAACGAGGAGGUAAAAGGAGACAAGGAGCUGCUGCUUCGCUCUCAGGACGAGGCUCAGAGGCUGCAGCGCCGGGCCGGACGUCACCAGGACAAACGGGACAAGAUCGAGAGACACAACCGGCGUCUGGGAGAACUCCUGGACAGACGAGGCCGAGAGCUGCAGAGCAAACUGGGGCAGCUGGCGGAGCUGAGGAGGGGCCACAUCCUGGAGCUCAGCACCCACAUCUUCCCCACCCAGGAGGACAAGCAGGGCAGCAGAGACCCGGCAGACAUGGCGCCGGAUGGCGACCCCGCCCUCACCUCCAGCACGGUGAGCCAGCUGGCCGAGGCUCGGAGGACCACGUACCUGUCGGGUCGCUGGAUCUGGGACGACCAGAACGGAGAGACCAGCAUCAGCAUCACGGGCCCCCCCGUUAGUCUGCCUAGCAACGGGGACUGCUCCGCCUACUACACCUGGGUGGAGGAGAAGAGCACCAAUCAGGGGCCAGAGCUGGACCACAUUAACCCCGCCCACACCAUCAGCGCCGCCCUGUGCUACGCCACGCAGCUCACCACCAUCCUGUCGCACAUCCUGGACGUCAACCUACCCAAGAAGCUCUGCAACAGUGAGUUCUGUGGAGAGAAUCUGAGCCGAUAUCGAUUCACCAGAGCUCUGAGUAAACUCAACACCAACGUCCUGCACCUCUGCUUCUCCCAGCACGUUGACAGUGAGAAGCUCCACCCCCACCACACCCUGAGGAACAUCAUGUUCCUGGUUGCCCCAGACAACGACAACCUGGGCAGGACCGGUCCGUUCGAGGUCAGUGCUGACCUGGAGGAAUCAAUGGAGUUUGUGGAGCCGGAAGCGUCCGGUCCAACCGAGGAGAGCGGAGACGAGAUGGUUACAGAUGAGGAGACGGACCUGGGGACGGACUGGGAGACGGUACCGAGCCCCCGGUUCUGUGACAUCCCCUCUCAGCCCAUGGAUCUUUCCCAGAGUGCUUUGCAGGUGUCCCAGCCGGCUGCAAACACCGGAGGAAUGAUCUCGUCCGCUGCUGCUUCCGUCACUUCCUGGUUCAGAGCGUACACCGGCCAGCGCUGACCCUGACCCGUUAGGCCAGAGGUCACAGGACACUGAAGCCCCGCCCCCUCUCAUCACCUGAGAGUGUCAUCUAGUGUAGCUGUAAUUAGAUAUGUCCCGGUCCAAUGAUGUCUUCGCCAAACAUUGGGCCCUGCGACCCUUCAGCCCCCUCACAUCCUCCCAGACCCCGGGGCCCCUCGGUGCCUCCAGGGUAGAUGAAGUCUGCACCGUCGCUGUCAAAGGGAACAGUUUUAGUUUCGUCGCAG
Molecule: messenger RNA, 1973 nt
Organism: Mugil cephalus (flathead mullet)
Lineage: Eukaryota; Metazoa; Chordata; Actinopteri; Mugiliformes; Mugilidae
Gene: atg14
Product: autophagy related 14
Exons: 11
Coding region: 223-1728 (501 amino acids)
Biological process (GO): autophagosome assembly; cellular response to starvation; mitophagy
Cellular component (GO): autophagosome; mitochondria-associated endoplasmic reticulum membrane contact site; extrinsic component of phagophore assembly site membrane
Source: RefSeq, a predicted model, not a curated record